Synchytrium microbalum is the source of this 738-nucleotide messenger RNA. RefSeq lists its product as uncharacterized. The transcript is spliced from 6 exons. Bases 1 to 738 code for a protein of 245 amino acids. NCBI's taxonomy places the organism in Eukaryota, Fungi, Chytridiomycota, Chytridiomycetes, Synchytriales, Synchytriaceae. The record is from RefSeq and is a predicted model, not a curated record. Gene Ontology annotation, cellular component: cytoplasm. Gene Ontology annotation, biological process: signal transduction.
AUGGCCAAAUUGGCCGAACAAGCCGAACGAUAUGACGAAAUGGUGGCAUACAUGAAGGAAGUCGCCAAGCUCGGUCUUGAAUUAACUGUAGAAGAACGCAACCUGUUAUCCGUUGCAUACAAGAAUGUCAUUGGAGCUCGUCGUGCAUCCUGGAGAAUUGUAUCAUCGAUUGAACAAAAGGAAGAAACAAAAGGAAAUGAUGGCCAAGUGAAGAAGAUCAAGGAUUAUCGCCAAAAGAUUGAAAAGGAACUCACGGAUGUUUGCCAAGACAUUUUGAAUGUUUUGGAUGACCAUCUGAUUCCCGCUGCUGAGGCUGGUGAAUCUAAGGUCUUUUAUUACAAGAUGAAGGGAGACUACCACCGUUACCUUGCUGAAUUUGCUAUUGGUGAUAAACGAAAGGAAGCUGCUUCUCAUGCUCACGAUGCCUACAAAGCCGCAACCGAUAUUGCACAGACUGAGUUGGCACCCACUCACCCCAUCCGUCUGGGUCUGGCACUCAACUUCUCGGUCUUCUACUAUGAGAUCUUGAAUUCACCUGAUCGGGCUUGCCAUUUGGCCAAGCAGGCGUUUGAUGAUGCCAUUGCUGAACUCGACACUCUCAGCGAAGAAUCAUACAAGGAUUCAACGUUGAUCAUGCAGCUGCUCAGGGACAACCUGACACUUUGGACAUCAGAUCUCCAAGAUGAAGGUGACAAGGAUGCCGAGACAAAAGCAGAUGACGCUGAAGAGGCAAAAUAA